UGGGAGAAAGGAGGCGAGGGACCACUUGGUGCUGAGGAACUGACCUCUGGCCUGGCGGGCCUCUGGACGGGGAGGGUCGAAGAGGAGUGGCUGCGGUGGGGGGACUCCAUGCGGGGGCCAUGGACAGAGCAGCGCUCCUGGGACUGUCCCGCCUGUGCGCGCUGUGGGCAGCCCUGCUCGCGCUGUUUCCCUGCGGAGCCCAAGGAAACUGGAUGUGGUUGGGCAUCGCCUCCUUUGGGGUUCCGGAGAAGCUGGGCUGCGCCAACUUGCCGCUGAACAGCCGCCAGAAGGAGCUGUGCAAGAGGAAACCGUACCUGCUGCCGAGCAUCCGCGAGGGUGCCCGCCUGGGCAUCCAGGAAUGCAGGAGCCAGUUCAAACAUGAGAGAUGGAACUGCCUGGUGGCCACCGCCUCCCAGCAGGGCACCAGCCCCCUCUUCGGCUACGAGCUGAGCAGCGGCACCAAGGAAACAGCAUUUAUUUAUGCUGUGAUGGCUGCAGGCCUGGUGCAUUCUGUGACCAGGUCAUGUAGUGCAGGCAACAUGACGGAGUGUUCCUGUGACACCACCUUGCAGAAUGGCGGCUCAGCGAGUGAAGGCUGGCACUGGGGGGGCUGCUCUGAUGAUGUUCAGUAUGGCAUGUGGUUCAGCAGAAAGUUCCUAGAUUUCCCCAUCAGAAACACCACGGGAAAAGAGAGCAAAGUACUGUUAGCAAUGAACCUACAUAACAAUGAAGCUGGAAGGCAGGCUGUCGCCAAGCUGAUGUCACUAGACUGCCGGUGUCACGGAGUUUCCGGCUCCUGUGCUGUGAAAACGUGUUGGAAAUCCAUGUCUUCUUUUGAAAAGAUUGGCCAUCUGUUGAAGGACAAAUACGAAAACAGCGUCCAAAUCUCAGACAAAAUAAAGAAGAAAAUGCUCAGGAGAGACAAAGAUCAGAGGAAAAUACCCAUCCGCAAGGAUGAGCUGCUCUACGUUAAUAAAUCUCCCAAUUACUGUGUAGAGGAUAAGAAACUAGGGAUCCCAGGGACCCAGGGCAGGGAGUGCAACCGCACCUCAGAGGGUGCGGACGGCUGUAACCUCCUCUGCUGUGGCAGAGGCUACAACACCCACGUGGUCAGGCACGUGGAGAGAUGCGAGUGCAAGUUUAUCUGGUGCUGCUAUGUCCGUUGCAGGAGGUGUGAAAGCAUGACUGACGUCCACACUUGCAAGUAGUCCCUCCAUUCAGCCUUGGGCAAGAGUCCUCCCUGAGGGACCCACCACAGGAGCACCUCCCAGAGGCGCCUCCACUGUGCAGGGUCCCCGAAGUGGACUCCUGCCUCUCUGGAUUCCCCAGGUCCUCCAGCCUCUCAGAGGCCCCUUUACCUGUUGGAUGUCCGCGCAUACACUGAGCAUGUGCCUUUCUUGGGAUCCUAAAGUUCUGAAGAUUCUUUUGGUGGUUUGGGGAAUAUAUGUAUUGACAGACAAGGAAGAAAAAGCUGUGUCCUAAGCUAGAAAGAACAGAAAAGCACUUUCUUGCCCAGAGACCUGGUGCAUACAAGGGAGGAGACGCUCAACUUUGGAACUCAGUUAUGGAACUCAAUAGUGGUGGGUGAAUACUGUCAUUUUUUAAAAGACACCUCUUAGAGCAGCACUGAACAUGAAUCUCAUUUAUUCGCUCAGUUGUUUUUUUUUUUUUUUUAAUUGAUCCCCCUGGGG
Phacochoerus africanus (Common warthog) is the source of this 1691-nucleotide messenger RNA. It is a transcript of the gene WNT16, whose product is annotated as Wnt family member 16. Gene Ontology annotation, cellular component: extracellular region. Gene Ontology annotation, molecular function: cytokine activity; frizzled binding. The record is from RefSeq and is a predicted model, not a curated record. The transcript is spliced from 4 exons. Bases 120 to 1208 code for a protein of 362 amino acids. Lineage: Eukaryota; Metazoa; Chordata; Mammalia; Artiodactyla; Suidae. Gene Ontology annotation, biological process: canonical Wnt signaling pathway; neuron differentiation; cell fate commitment.